This is a messenger RNA of Hydatigera taeniaeformis, 1212 nucleotides long. The record is from the annotation of a GenBank genome assembly. NCBI's taxonomy places the organism in Eukaryota, Metazoa, Platyhelminthes, Cestoda, Cyclophyllidea, Taeniidae.
AUGGAUGUGCUAAUUGCUGAGGUGGCUCGUAAGCGCAAGUCGCUUCAGGACAAUGAACUUGUAACUAAGGAAAAGAAGUAUUUUAGGCGGUCAGACCUAGCGAAGGCAGAAGAGCACGAGUACAAAACAAAGUACAAAUAUAGAACUAACAUUGUUCUGGCCGAAGAUGACGCCAGUUAUUCUAGCCUUUUACAGUCUACGCCAGAAGAGAAUUUGCUCCUUAAGAAAAUGGAAAGGGAACGCGAAGAAAAAGCAAAAGGAAAACUAAUGCCAAGGAGGGAGGUUAUAAAGCUUCUUCGGGAACGAAAUCAACCAAUUCGACUCUUUGGAGAGUCGGAUUUUGACACAUUUCAGCGCCUAAAGAGGAUUCAGUUACUUGAGCCCGAGUCGAAGGGUUUGCGGAACGAUUUGCUUGCUGCAAUGGACAAGGUGGAUGAGGAUGAAGACGAAGCUGUUUUUGGAGAAGUUCGGAAUAAUGCGGCGACAUCUGCUACUUCUGAUGGAGGUGCGAACCUAGAGGUUGCUAUCAAAAAGGAUUAUAUUUCUCCUGAAGAGAUGGGUGUUCUGAAAGUCACAUUGUCCUCAUAUGUCAUGAUGCGUGAACCUAACGCUACCGAUGAUGCGACUGCGGUUGCUGCGAGUUUUGCUCGAGCGUCAGACAUGCAUCACGUGAAUAAAACAAACGAUCGUGCUGCUAGAGAGGAGGUCUCGGAUCACGUUCUACGAUAUUUGAAGUUCCUUCUUUCACAAUGGGGAACGCAUUUGAAUCAACGUUCCAGAGAAGUUAAGCAAUCAUACUCUGGGAAGAUGGCCAGCGCAACAUACAAUCAAACCUUGGAGUACAUAAAGCCUUUAUUCAAAUUGCUGAAAACGAAGCGUUGCCAAGAUGAUAUUCUAGACUCCCUCGUCAAGGUCGUGGUAUUACUCAUGGAUAGAAAUUACUUGAAGGCGAACGAUGCCUAUUUAGAUCUGGCCAUAGGCAAAGCGCCUUGGCCUCUGGGUGUAACCAACCACGGUAUUCAUCAGCGUACGGCACAGGACAAAAUUCAUGCCAAAAACGUCGCUCACGUUCUCAACGACGAGACACAGCGCAAGUUCAUCCAGGGCAUUAAGCGACUGAUGACUCGUGCUCAAGAAUUCUUUCCAACUGACCCCUCAAGAUGCGUCAACUACAUGAAACUGCCUUCGAGUGCCUCUGAUACCCUGUCUUAG